AUGCAGCUCUACAGCAGCGUCUGCACCCAUUACCCAGCUGGGGCGCCGGGUCCCACGGCCUCUGCCCCCGCUGCGCCCGCCACAACUGCCGCCCCUUUCAAGGUUUCCUUACAGUCCCCGGGACCCGCCAGCGGUUCGUCGGAGCCCGAGACUGGUGAGUGCCAGCCCACCGCGGCCGCCGAGACUAGGGAAGCCGCUGUUGCCGCCAAGAUGCCCGCCUUCUCCUCCUGCUUCGAGAUGGUGUCCGGGGCCUCCGCCCCCGUCUCAGCUGCCGCCUCCAGCCCGGCCGGCGGGUCCUGCAAGCCACCGCUGCCGCCGCACUACACGUCCACUGCGCAGAUCACUGUACGGGCCCUCGGCGCUGAGCGCCUGCUCCUCCGCGGACCCGAGCCCGGUUCCCCGGCGCCCGCCGCCGCCCCGCGCAGCCGCUGCCUCCUGCUGGCGCCUUCAACCGGGGCGCCUGUGCCGCCGCGGCGGGGUUCCUCCGCCUGGCUCUUGGAGGAGUUGCUGAGGCCCGACGGUCCCGAGCCUGCGGGCCUGGACGCGGCCCGGGGCGGGCCGGAGAGGAACUUCCGACUGAGCGAGCACCGUCAGGCCCUGGCCACCGCCAAGCUCCGAGGCCCCGGGCCGGCCCCCGCAAGCCCUGAGCCCAGCCCGGGCUCGUGGAGCGAGGAUUCGCCGGUGGAGAGGAGCCCGCGGGGCUGGGAGCGGCGUGGAGAGCUGGCCGCCGUGGACGAGGCGCGGCAGGCCGAGGCCGAGGAGCCCCCAUCCAGGAGCGGCGAGGUGGCCCCGAGCUGCGCGGCGGAGGCGGGGGUCGUCUCUAGGUCGGAUCCCAGAGACGAGAAACUGGCCCUGUACCUGGCGGAGGUGGAGAAGCAGGACAAGUACCUGCGCCAGAGGAAUAAGUACCGAUUCCACAUCAUUCCCGACGGCAAUUGCCUCUACCGAGCCAUCAGCAAGACGGUGUACGGAGACCAGAGUCUGCACCGAGAGCUGCGGGAGCAGACGGUGCACUACAUCGCCGACCACCUCGACCACUUCAGCCCACUGAUAGAGGGUGAUGUGGGGGAGUUUAUCAUCGCUGCUGCUCAGGACGGGGCGUGGGCCGGAUACCCGGAAUUGCUGGCGAUGGGGCAGAUGCUGAAUGUGAACAUCCACUUAACUACUGGAGGGAGGUUUGAGAGCCCCACCGUGUCGACCAUGAUCCACUAUCUGGGCCCUGAGGAUUCCCUGAGGCCUAGCAUUUGGCUCAGUUGGCUUAGUAAUGGACACUACGAUGCGGUGUUUGAUCACAACUACCCGAACCCGGAGUACGACAACUGGUGCAAACAAACUCAAGUGCAAAGAAAGCGUGAUGAAGAGCUUGCCAAAUCCAUGGCAAUAUCACUAUCCAAAAUGUAUAUUGAACAAAACGCAUGCUCUUGA
Molecule: messenger RNA, 1425 nt
Organism: Chrysochloris asiatica (Cape golden mole)
Lineage: Eukaryota; Metazoa; Chordata; Mammalia; Afrosoricida; Chrysochloridae
Gene: OTUD1
Product: OTU domain containing 1
Exons: 1
Coding region: 1-1425 (474 amino acids)
Biological process (GO): protein deubiquitination
Molecular function (GO): cysteine-type deubiquitinase activity
Source: RefSeq, a predicted model, not a curated record